CAAAGUAAGUCUCGCGAUGAAUGAAGAACAAGAGCUAAAAGAAUUUCCAUCGCACAUAAGAAUCACGUCAUAUUCUGAUUGGCCAUAUUCGAUACUUAUAAACAAUAAUGGUAGUAUAGACGGUGAUGGUUUUGCUUUCGAACUUUUGAAACUGCUCGUUCGAAAAUUUAAUUUUACCUAUACUAUUGUCCCACCAGCAGAAGAUAUUAUCGGAGAUCAAAAAUCGGAUGAAAUGGACACAACUUUUCUGAUGAAGAGGCCAGGUACAUCAUCAUCAGGGUCUGGACUUUUAGCACCUUUUACUGAACAAGUGUGGAUUUUGAUUUUCAUCUCAUUGCUGAUUGUUGGGCCAACAAUUUAUUUGAUGAUUUUGUUGAGAUCUAAAUUCGCAAAGGACGAACAAGCUGAAAAAUUUACCUUUUUAACAUGCAUGUGGUUCGUUUAUGGAGCUUUACUCAAACAAGGGACAACAUUUUCUCCAAUCGGAGAUUCGACACGAUUGGUCUUUGCUACAUGGUGGAUUUUUAUCACAAUUUUGACCUCUUACUAUACGGCGAACUUAACAGCAUUUCUCACUUUAUCUAAAUUUACUCUGGCCAUAAACUCAUUAGAUGAACUGGUAAAUUACAGAUACUCGUGGUUCAUAAUUAAUGGUCGAUCUGUGCAGACGCUUUUGCAUUAUAACGAUCCAGAAGUAGAAGCACUUACAAAAUCAAGAAACUGGGGUUACGGUUACUUAUACAACGACUAUAACAUGACCUACAAAAGUAUGCUUAAAUAUGCCAGAGAUGGAAAAGUAUUUAUAGCCGAUCGAAUUCUAGCUCAGAUGGCAAUUUUUGAGGAUUAUAAAAAUAAAACACUCGAAGGAAUAAUAGAAGAAAAGCGAUGUGCCUAUGUGAUAAGCGAGUCGAAUGUUUUGCCAAAAAGGCGAGGAUUUGGACUCCCAACAAGAUCACCCAUUCAAAAGUUUAUCAAUAGCGAAAUGACUGCAGCAAUAGAAGGUGGAUUAGUGAAGCAUUUUAAAUUAGAAAAACUACCGGAGGCUCAAAUUUGCCCAUUGAAUCUGAAAUCAAAAGAGAGACGAUUGAAAAUUUCAGAUCUUUGGAUGACAUACAAAGUUGUAUUUGCUGGAAUGGGCGUAUCUAUAAUAGUUUUCCUUAUAGAAUUCUUUUCAAGAUUAAUACGCAAAUGCGUCGAAUCCAAUGCAUUUGUCAAGUAUACCUCCGGCAAAAUCAAGAAUAUCGACGCUUCGCCCGAGUCCUGGAAUUACAUAAAGGAGAGCACAAAUUUCUGGAUAAGGACGCCCCCACCUAUGUACCAACUGCAUGAAGAAAUAUCACGAAAAACUUACUCCAUCAAUGGCCGUGACUACUACGUUAUUAAUGAAGAAAGCGGCGAUCGGCGUCUAAUUCCAAUAAGAACAUCAUCCGCCUAUCUUUUUCAAUACAUUCAUUAAUCAACUUUCAAAAAUAUUCAUUAUGAUAAUGUGUUUACGGGAAUGGCGGGAUAUAAAAUUAGGAACCCUCGGGUAAGUUGGAGUCAAUCGAUUUGAUUUUAUUUAAAAUGAAAAUAGUAUUUAUAGCCGAUAGACGUUAAAAA
Molecule: messenger RNA, 1599 nt
Organism: Ceratosolen solmsi marchali
Lineage: Eukaryota; Metazoa; Arthropoda; Insecta; Hymenoptera; Agaonidae
Gene: Ir76b
Product: Ionotropic receptor 76b
Exons: 9
Coding region: 17-1456 (479 amino acids)
Cellular component (GO): membrane
Molecular function (GO): ligand-gated monoatomic ion channel activity
Source: RefSeq, a predicted model, not a curated record